AUGAAGAUUUAUGUGCUUGCGGCCGUUUUACUGGCCGUUGCACUAGGCCGUCCCAACAAUGACCUGGAUAACGAAGAACAAUCCCAAUGGCCCUGGAAGGUGGGCACAUUAUACCGUUACGAUGUAGAAGCCCAUACCCUGGCCUACCACCAAGAGGGAGCCAGCACAGGAAAUACCUACAGGGCCAAAAUGAUUGUCCGCGUUAAAGCCCCAGGUCGUCUUGAAGCUAGGCUGGAAAACCCAGAGAACGCUCAAGUCCACCAGGAAUUAGAACGCCAUGAGCCCAUGCCUAAAGACCUGGACUACAAAGCCGGCCCAAAACUCGAUAAGCCAAUCGAGAUCCUCUUAUCCGGCGGUAGAGUUAAAUCUCUGCGUUUACCUUCAUCAGUGCCUCUCGCCCAGGAGAAUUUAAUCAAGGGUCUCAUUGGUGCUCUUCAAGUAGACUUAUCAACUUACCGUAAUGUUCACAGUUCCCACGAUACUUUCGACAAGAACACCAAACAGGGCUUGUUCAGGAAGAUGGAAACUGACGUCACUGGUGAUUGUGAAACUUUAUACUCUGUGUCCCCUGUUGCGGCUGAAUGGAGGAGAGAACUCCCGCAAUUCACCAAUGAGGAAGAACCAAUUGAAAUCACAAAGAGCAAAAACUACGGUCACUGCCACCACAGAGUAGACUACCACUUCGGUGUCCCCGAAGGUGCUGAAUGGACUGGUACUGCACACAGCACGAAAAAGGAACAGUUCAUUAACCGAGCGACUGUCUCCAGAAUUCUUGUCGGCAAAGAGGGUACUAUUUACAAAGCUGAGACAACGAGCACUAUUAACGUCAACCCUCACCUGUAUGGCAAACAACGAGUUGAAGUACACAGUAAAGUCAGUGCUCGUUUGGUCACUUACGAACAGGACUCCGAGCCUGAAUGGCCAAAAUUAGUAGGAGCUCGCGAAAUCCUAAAUCUGUUGUACUCUUUGACUCCAAAACAAGUUAACAUCGAUGACAGCUCAGCCUCAUUCGAAUCCUUUGAAAAGAACAUUCACAUUGAAAAGUAUCAGCGAGAACGCCGCUCUGCAAAACCCAAAUCGGUAUACUCUAUUGAUAAGGUAAUUAUGAAAAGCCGUGUAAGCGAUGAAGACAGUUCAUCAAGCUCCAGUGAAUCUGCCUCUGCUUACGUCAACGAUGAAAUUCCUUUGGACAAUGAACCAGCAUACGCUGCUUUGUAUUUGAACCCCCAGCCGAAUGGUGAUAAGAAGCAGAACCCGAUGAACGCUCAAAAACUCGUCCAAGAAAUUUCGCAUCAACUGCAGAACCCGAAUAAUAUGCCUAAAGCUGAUUUCCUAACGAAAUUCAACAUCCUUGUUCGUGUUAUUGCUUCCAUGAGCUACGGUCAAUUGAGUCAAACUAGUCGCAGCUUAGAAAUCGCAAAGUCAAGCAAUGACAUUGUCAAAACUGACAUGUGGAUGAUCUACAGAGAUGCCGUAGCCCAGGCCGGUACACUACCAGCGUUCCAACAGAUCAGAACAUGGAUCGAGAAGAAGAAGAUUGAAGGAGAAGAAGCAGCUGAAGUAGUUGCUGUUCUAUCUAGAUCACUACGUUAUCCCACCACUGCUGUUAUGAAGCAGUUCUUUGAGCUGGCCAUGAGCCCUGUGGUCAUUGAACAGCUGUACCUCAAUAGCUCCGCGUUGAUUUCUGCGACCAAAUUCAUUAAUAUGGGUCAAGUGAACAAUGAAACUGCCCACCGUUUCUACCCUACCCACAUGUACGGCCGACUUUCGCGUAAACAUGAUCGCUUCGUUAUUGAUGAGGUCCUUCCCCGUCUGAGCCAAGAGUUGAAACUAGCUAUUGAAAAGGAAGACAGUCACAAAGCACAAGUUUACGUCAGGGCUAUUGGUAACCUGGGUCAUCGCGCUAUCCUAGAUGUUUUCGCACCAUAUCUUGAAGGUAAAAUUCCAGUGUCUACUUACCUAAGAACAAGGAUGGUGGAAAACCUUCGCGUUGUGGCUUACCAAGAAGAUCAUCAUGUUCGCGCUGUAUUAUUCAGCAUCCUUAAAAACACAGCUGAACCCUACGAAGUAAGAGUAGCUGCUAUUCACAACAUUUUCAUGGGUCGUCCAACAACCGCUAUGAUGCAGGCAAUGGCUGAAAUGACCAAAGAAGAUCCCAGCACUCAUGUCCGAGCUGUCCUUAAAUCAGUGAUUGAAUCAGUUGCUGAAUUGAAAAAUCCUCGUUACUUCCACCUUGCGCAGACGGCAGCAGCAGUUAAGCAUAUGCUGACAGAAGAAACCUUCGGUGUACAGUACUCCAGUAAAAACGCCAUGCAAUUCUUCGAGGAAGAUGAUGAUUUAGGCAUUACCAAUUUUGUUUCCAACAUCGGCAGCAAGGAUAGUCUGUAUCCUAAGUCCUUUAAAUAUACCUGGAAAAACAGAAUCGGUGGUUGGGAUGAUGAAACUUCGUUCUCAUGGGCUGCUUCAAGUGGGCGCAAAGUUGUGGAAUACUUCAUAAAUAACAUGUUUGCUGAAAGUAACAGAGAUAGAAGUGGUGAAUUUAAUCACAAAUUCUCAGCGAACAAGAUAUCAGAGAUGCUUAACAUCAAGGUUGAUGACAAGGAUUCCUUGGAAGCAUCCCUCUAUAUGGACUUCAUGAACGAGCAACGACUAUUUGCAUUUGGAGAAAACGAUAUUAAGGACUUGGCCAGUAGGUGGGCUGGAUACUUGGAAAAGCUUACUAAUGGUAUUGAUGUGCACUAUACAAAGGUCAUAAACAGAAACGAAGUAUCAGUUAUGUUCCCUCUUGCUUCGGGUAUGCCUUUCAUUUAUAAAUACAAAGAACCAACCCUAAUCCACGUACAAGGCAAAAUUAAAGGUAAAGUGGACUUCCUGGACAGAGAAGGUUAUAAGACUGCCAUUACUUUGGACAAAGAUAUUCGUCUUACCUAUGCUGAAAAUCAUGAUGGAAGUGUUGGUUUCCUGGAUCCCCUUGGCAAUCAAUAUGCGGUUGCAGGUCUUGUUAGGAAAUUCCAAGUUUACAUUCCCCUAAGAAUAAGAUUAGUAAUGAAGCCAGGUGAGAUUAAAACAAACAUCAAGCCCGUUGAACCUGAGCAAGACACAACAUUAGUACAUUACAGUGUUUGGCCGUAUACUGCUAACCAGAAGAAGGAUUCAUUAGUAACAUUCUCACAGGACCCCACCACCAAAGUUAUUACAAGGCCCAACAAAGAAGUAUCUAUUGAUUACAAGUUCGGACACCAAAUCGGAACACCACUCCAGGUUCAAGGAUACUCUUAUUCUCAAGAUUUUAGAAACAUUGGCAGAAUGGUACGAUCGAACGACUUACUAUCCAGCUUGAUUAAUGCUUUUAAACAAAGAGAUGUCGCUCAAACACACUUCAACGUCAGGUAUCUCGGUAAACAGGCUAAAAGCAAAGGUGUUUGGCUAACGGGUGUUUAUGAUUCUCUUUACAACCUAAAGAAUGAAGGUCAAAUGCCAGAAGUGGCCUCAGAAAUGAGUGACGUGACACCCAACAGCCCUUCAAGGAGAGAGGAAUUGAUCAAACGCGUAACUUUGGGAAUAAAUGCCGCCAGAGCCACAGUCGUAGACUUAAGUGCCAAAUUUGAUCUACCUCAGCAACAAGAAUACGUUCUCACAGCUGCUAUUGGUGAAAGCCGUGUAGACCCUAAAAUUCAGUUUGCGUUAUUCGCUGGCAGGAAUUCGGAACAACCAAACCAAUUUAACGCUGUAGCAACACUUAAGAAACCAGCUUCAAUUUCGCUAAUGAACUUCCAAGAAGCUCUUCAGAAAGAACUCAAAAUGGAAUUCGAAGCUGACAUCCGUUACAACAAAAAGGAAAAUAUUCACAUCCAUGGCUCCACUGAGCGUACGAAGAAAUAUGUAGAAGAGCUUCAAAAACAACCAUGGGCUAAACAGUGUAUCGAGGAGAUCGCUAGAGGAAACUUCUACCAACGUGCUUGUCACAAAGCAAUUGUAAUGGCUCAUGCCCCAGACAACUUCAAGUUUGGCGUUUUAUUCAAAGAUGUGAGCCCCGUAGUUAACAAUGCACCUUACCAAGUACUCAAAAUUGCUGAGAGCCUUGGUCUAUGGAAAUGGGAAGAAGUCCCUAAUAAAAUGACCCGUGACGGCAAACUCGACAUUAAUGUAGAUGCUUCGUAUUUGACAAACACGUUGAACUUGGAGCUGUUCCAUUCAUUCUAUGGACGUAUGCAUAUCAAGAACGUACCUAUUCCUGAAGUUGCCCCUGUUGCUUUGGCUACAUAUUGGCCAAUCAGGCCCUAUGAACGCGUGUUCAAUUACUACAGCAAACACCAGUUCCAACCUCUAUGCAGCGUCGACGGUUCUAAAGUGAGGACUUUCAGCGAACGCGACUAUGACUACAAACUGUCUCGUUCAUGGCAUGUAGUUAUGCUUGAUGACAGGCCUGGAACCAACGAAGACCUGGUCGUUCUCGCUAGAAGGCCCAGCGAAAUGAGACAGGAAAUUUACAUCUCUUACAGCUCCCGCACUGGCAAACAAGUUGAGAUCGAGAUGAAACCGGCACCAGAAGGCCAAACAGAAUACGUCGUGAAUGUAAAAACCAACGCCAAGAAGGUUUCCGAGGGAGCCCUUACUACAUACUGGGACGAUGUUGACGAAAUACCCAUCCUUGAGUACUACAAGGAAGGAGACAACGAACUUAUACUGGUAAUCCGUGAUGGCCGCCUUCGUGUCAUGUAUGACGGUUCAAGAUUCAACCUCCUGGCUGAUAAGAGACGUAACAACAACAGAGGCAUCUGCGGUUACAUGAGCGGCGAACGUCGUGAUGACUACCUCACACCAAACGGUGUGAUCGAUAAGCCUGAGUACUACGGCGUUUCAUACGCCCUCAUCGAUGGCGAAUCUGACCCCAAAGACAGAGAACUGCAAUUAAAAGCACGAGAGGUAGCUUACAAACCCAGAAAACAAUUCACAGCUAUCCUCAAGUCAGAUGAGGAAUGGAAAAACCAAAUGCGUUUGGCUACUGAGGAGGAAUGGGGCGCUGAAAUAAUUUACAGGACAAGGAACUAUUUGAAAUCGAAGGGACGUUGUGACCUGAAGCCUCAAGUUCAGUACUACGAAAACCAUGGGGAGAUUUGCAUCUCUACGACUCCUUUGCCCGCCUGUCAGAGCCAUUGCAGCGGUGAGGAAUUCAAGGUACAAGCUGCUCAGGUAGUCUGCAAAUCCAAAUUUGACGAGAGCUUCCGCUCUUACAGAAACCUCAUCCAGCAGGGUGAAAACCCUAAAGUAACUGGUGUUACUAAAACUACGCAAUACAGAGUUCCUAGCUCAUGCAAAGCGUAAUUUUUUGCGUUUAAUACUUACUUAACUUGAUUAAUAUGUCCUAAGUUCCACGAACUGGUUGUAUCAACGGCUAUGAUGAAGUAGUUAUUAUUAUACUAUUAUUAAUUGUAUAGUUUCUUUAUGAAUUCGGUCGUAUCGCAUGUAUGUAUGAAAAUUUUAAUAUUGUUUGUAUUCUUUAAUAUGUAUUUAUGUAUGUAACUAUUUAUUUUUGAUAAAUAAAUGUAUAGUAUUAUUAUAUCAUUAGAUGAACAUAUCGUAUAAGAAGCAAGUUUAAAAAUGUACAAAAAAAUGGAAAUAAAGCAUAAAA
Pararge aegeria (speckled wood butterfly) is the source of this 5632-nucleotide messenger RNA. It is a transcript of the gene Vgn, whose product is annotated as vitellogenin-like. Gene Ontology annotation, molecular function: lipid carrier activity. The transcript has 7 exons. The record is from RefSeq and is a predicted model, not a curated record. Gene Ontology annotation, biological process: lipid transport. NCBI's taxonomy places the organism in Eukaryota, Metazoa, Arthropoda, Insecta, Lepidoptera, Nymphalidae. The coding region runs from base 1 to 5325 and encodes 1774 amino acids.